UAAUAAUAAUAAUGGAUAUGUUAAAAUCUCCGUUGCAGAAUCAGAUAUUUGUCAUAUGUGGCGUCCUGAGUACUAUUGUCAGCUGUGGCUUGGGUCUUGGAUAUCUAUCAAUUUUUCUAGAACAAAAUGGUAACGACAAUAUCCAGACUUUUCGCAUAAACAACACGUUAGAUGGCUAUAUUGAAACCGCUGGUGAAAUAGCAUUUCUGCCAUCAAUUGUGGUUAUACCUUUCCUAAUGCAGAAGAAAGGAAGAAGGCUAGCUAAUUUAGCAACGACAAUCCCUCUAUUAAUUAGUUGGCUCAUAAGUUUCAACGCUAACAACUUUAUUAGCAUUCUGUGUGUUCAUGUACUGCAUAAUAUAUCUAUAGGAGGAGCAGUAACCAUAAGCAAUAUAAUAAUUUCUGAAUUCUGUGAUCCAAAAUAUCGCGGUACAUUCUUGAUGUUAGAAACUGGUAUGAUAUCACUUGGAGUAUUAUUAAGUCAUGUUUCUGGCAUAUUUUUAAAUGGAAUGCUGGUUUCUACUUUAGGUAUGGUAACUGCAUUAAUAAGUAUAUUUAUUACAUACUUUUGGCCUGAAAGUCCGUACUGGUUAAUUAGUCAAGGGCAUAUUAUAAAAGGCACUGAAGUUUUUAGGUUAUUGAGAGGCACUGAUGUUGACUCUAUGGAUGAAUUGGAAAUUUUACUACUAACGCAAAAAAGAAAAUUGCAAUUGAAAGCUCUAAGGCCUAUAAGAUCAUUAAAUUUAAGUGAACAAAUUACAAAUUACCUUAAAUCUUUAUUAAAAGUCGAAUUUCUGAAACCACUCUCUAUAAUGCUAUUGUUAUUUAGUUUUAUUGGAUUUGGAGGUGAAAAUAUUAUAUCGAAUUAUAGACUUACUGAUGUAUUUAAACUAACAAGUGGUAAAUAUGUUGGAACUAUAAUUUUAGAUGUGUUAACAUUAGUUUGUUCACUAACAGCUUGUGUAUUAGUCCAAAUAGUUAAAAGAAAGACUCUUUUCUUAUUUACAGGUUCUUUUUCUAUAAUAUUUCUAGCAUUGACAUCUAUUCUUUUCUUUUUGCAAUCGUUUGAGAUAUUUUCAAAAGACUAUCUCUGGAUUGUACUAUCUUUAGUAACUGGUUUUGUUAUGUUUAUGUCUUUAGGAACAACAGCCUUACCUUUUUCAUUGUUAGGUGAAAUAUUUCCUAUGUCUUACAAAGGAGUAGGUAGUUCUUUAACGUGUGCAUAUUUGUGGGCAUUUGGUAAUAGCAUUUUGAAAUCAGCACCUAUUUUAACUAAAUCAAUAGGAAUUCAUGGCGUGAUGUUACUAUCGGUUCUAAUGAUGAUUAUAAUAUUAAUAUUAAUAAAUAAGUUAAUGCCAGAAACGAAUACAAAAACUUUGUUGGAAAUUCAUCAGUUGAUGAAAUUAAAUAAAGACGGGAACUAUCAAGUUACUGGUCUUAUAAAAGAGCAAGAGGAAAACGAGGACUUUGAUAGGCUUCGGUUAUUUAUAGAAGUAUGAUAACUUUGCAAAUUAUAUAUUGUGAUAAUAUUGACAGAA
Achroia grisella is the source of this 1538-nucleotide messenger RNA. Its product is annotated as facilitated trehalose transporter Tret1-2 homolog. Gene Ontology annotation, cellular component: membrane. Bases 12 to 1499 code for a protein of 495 amino acids. The transcript is spliced from 3 exons. Gene Ontology annotation, biological process: transmembrane transport. Gene Ontology annotation, molecular function: transmembrane transporter activity. NCBI's taxonomy places the organism in Eukaryota, Metazoa, Arthropoda, Insecta, Lepidoptera, Pyralidae. The record is from RefSeq and is a predicted model, not a curated record.